AUGGCAUCUCGUCGCUCAACUGCACAGGUGGUCAGAGAUUUGAUGGUUGGCAUGAAAGAUCUUUGCAGCCCGGAUUACAAAAUGCUUGCUAUUUUGACCCUCUUGGUAGAUUUUGUCCUUACCAGUUUUGUCUUGGUUAAGCUGGUCAUUGUGAAUAGACAUCCGCUCUCUCGGUUCCCAGGUCCAUUUAGUGCUAAGUUCAGCAAUCUCUCUCAUUGUCGGCGCUUUAUGGGAGGCAGACAACCCUAUGAGAUGCUCAAGCUCCACGAGAAAUACGGUCCUGUCGUCAGAGUCGCUCCUAACGAGCUCUCCUUUAAUUCAUCAGGCUCAUGGAAGGAUAUCUAUGACAAAAGAAAGGGACACUUACCAUUUAUAAAGAGCGAGUUCUAUGAUGGCGGUAGCUUCGCGGCCGAGGCUCAUUCGAUCGUCAGCGAACGUGACCCGGAGAAACACGCCCAAAUGCGGAGAUAUCUUCGUGACGCCUUCUCGGACCGUUCUCUUCGCGAGCAGGAGACUUCCAUUAACCAAGCUAUUGACGAGUUCAUGGAUAAGAUCGGGGAAGUCGGGGCCUCACCUUCUAGUAUUGACAUUAUUAUGUGGUUCAACUUGCUAACCUUUGACAUCAUCGGCGAUUUGGCGUUUGGGCAAUCGUUUGGUGGAGUCUUAUCCGGAGCCGAGCACUUUUGGGUUUCUAUUGUAGUCAAGAGUCUGAGGAUGGGGGCUCUCGCUGACUGUUUUAACCGUUUUCCUUGGCUAGGUGCCAUCUUUCAAUUCUUGUUUCCUGCGUUACUGAAGAAGCUCAUUGAGGACACUAGGAAGCACGAGGCAUAUACUAUGGGUCUUGUCAAGAAGAGAAAGACACAGGAUAGUUUCCGCAAGGAUUUCUUAACCAAGAUCAUGGAGGCAAGGGCAUCCGAAGAUAUAUCUGAUAUACAGAUAGCAGCACACGCUUCAGACUUUGUCAUUGCUGGGAGCGAGACAACAGCCACCGCUCUAUCGUGCACUACAUACUAUCUACAAAAGAACGAAGAAAUACUGAAGAAACUGCGACAGGAGCUUCAGCGCAAUUUUAAUUCGUGCCAAGAGAUCGAUAAUGCAUCAACUUCCGGGUUGCCUUACCUAAACGCGAUUAUCCUGGAAGGAAUGAGAAUUUAUCCACCACUGCCCUUCCCUCUGCCACGUGUAGUGCCAGAGGGUGGAGAUACGGUUGAUGGUCAUUUCAUUCCCGCUGGGACCAUCGUCUCGACCAACCCGUUCGCAGCUUCUAUGUCACCGAGCAAUUUCAAGAACCCUUGGGCUUUUGACCCUGACAGGUGGCUGUUUUCAACAAAAGAUGAUAACCGGGAAGCCAGUCAGCCAUUUUCCCUCGGCACAAGAGGCUGCCUUGGCAAGAGCCUUGGCUGGCUCGAAAUGCGAACAAUUCUUGCCAAGAUGUACUUCAAGUAUGAUCUGGAACUGGUGGACCAUUCGCUGGAUUGGCAUGUUCAGUCACAGAUGCAUACACUCUGGCAGAAGCCGGUGAUGAAGGUUGUGGUAAAACCACAUUGCCUCUGA
Messenger RNA from Fusarium sp. VM40, 1554 nucleotides. The record is from the annotation of a GenBank genome assembly. NCBI's taxonomy places the organism in Eukaryota, Fungi, Ascomycota, Sordariomycetes, Hypocreales, Nectriaceae.